AUCAAAGCAAGCAAUGACAAAAGGCCAGGUUACUCUAUUUCUUGUUCUUUUUGUUUAGUAGUUCUACUCAUUGUGCACUACAGGCAGGGUCAAAGCCUCAGAGUACGGCUUGUGCCAAUUGUGUGCUUGAUGGUGAACUCCAUCAUUGCACAAUCAACUGCCGAGCCCAAAGACCUUGCAGUACAGCACUGUGACAUCUUCCGAAGGGCCCACUGCGGCCCGAACUCUACACUUUGUUAG
This is a messenger RNA of Bipolaris oryzae ATCC 44560, 240 nucleotides long. RefSeq lists its product as uncharacterized. NCBI's taxonomy places the organism in Eukaryota, Fungi, Ascomycota, Dothideomycetes, Pleosporales, Pleosporaceae. The transcript has 2 exons. The record is from RefSeq and is a predicted model, not a curated record. The annotation marks the transcript as partial.